Molecule: messenger RNA, 2035 nt
Organism: Rhododendron vialii
Lineage: Eukaryota; Viridiplantae; Streptophyta; Magnoliopsida; Ericales; Ericaceae
Product: tocopherol cyclase, chloroplastic
Exons: 10
Coding region: 223-1773 (516 amino acids)
Molecular function (GO): tocopherol cyclase activity
Source: RefSeq, a predicted model, not a curated record
AAACGGAGAAUCGUUGUCUCCCAGACGUUCACUCCAUAAUCCAUUUCUGUCAUCUACCGUUUUCCCCGCCACCUGUUAAGCUUCAAAACCUCUCUCUCUCUCUCUCUCUCUCUCUCUCUCUCUUACACACACACACCCACACCCACAUCCCAGAUAAAGAUACAAAUCUCUCUCUCUCUCUCUCUCUCUCUCUACAAGUACCAAUUCAGAAAAACAAUCUCAAUGGACACGAACGUGUACUCAAUCUUCAACACCUGCCCUUGCGAACCUCAUCUACACCCUAUGCAAUUAGGGCGUCGCGCAGCAUUUCCCUGUUCAAGAGCAGCGAACGGAGUCAAUGCUGUAAAUCUGGCUCAAUUUCGCAAUCCCACUUCGUUUAGGGCUGUGAAAAAGCUGCGGUGCCGCAGUCGGGGGCGAGCCUUCGCUAUAGCCGAAUCAGUUAGUUCAUCGACGGCUGAGAAGCCCGAGACGGAGACCGCUGCCGUGGAGUCUGCGAGUCCAGUUUAUGUGCCUACUCCGCCCAAUCGCGAUCUUCGGACUCCUCAUAGCGGGUAUCAUUUUGAUGGAACUACACGUAGAUUUUUCGAGGGUUGGUACUUCAAGGUCUCAAUACCUGAAAGGAGGCAGAGUUUCUGCUUUAUGUAUUCUGUUGAGAAUCCCGCAUUCCGUAAAAAAUUGUCAAGAUUGGAAGAGGCACAGUAUGGACCUCGAUUUACAGGUGUUGGUGCUCAAAUCCUAGGUGCCGAUGACAAAUAUAUUUGUCAGUACAAUGACGAAUCUAAGAACUUCUGGGGAAGUAGGCAUGAGCUGGCGCUGGGAAGUACUUUUGUCGCUCAAAAGGACUUGCAACCUCCAAAUAAGGAGGUUCCACCUGAGGAAUUUAAUCGUCGAGUGUUGGAAGGUUUCCAAGUUACCCCACUGUGGAAUCAAGGUUUCAUUUGUGAUGAUGGAAGGACAGAUUAUGUGGAUAUUGUAAAGACUGCACGCUGGGAAUACAGUACCCGCCCUAUUUAUGGGUGGGGCAAUGUUGGGUCUAAACAGAAAUCCACAGCUGGCUGGCUUGCUGCUUUUCCUGUAUUUGAGCCUCAUUGGCAAAUAUGCAUGGCGGGUGGACUUUCUACAGGUUGGAUAGAGUGGGAUGGUGAAAGGAUCGAGUUCCGAAAUGCCCCUUCAUAUUCAGAAAAAAAUUGGGGUGGAGCCUUUCCAAGGAAGUGGUUUUGGGUUCAAUGUAAUGUCUUUGAAGGUGCAAGUGGAGAAGUUGCAUUGACGGCAGCUGGUGGAUUGCGGCAACUGCCUGGAAUAACUGAGACUUAUGAAAAUGCUGCACUGAUUGGAAUUCACUAUGAAGGAACUUUCUAUGAAUUUGUUCCCUGGAAUGGAGUUGUUAAUUUUGAAGUUGUUCCGUGGGGUCACUGGUGCAUGUCUGCAGAGAAUGAAACUCAUAAGGUAGAACUGGAGGCAACAACAGAGGAUCCAGGUACAACCUUGCGAGCUCCUACCUCAGAAGGAGGCCUUGCUCCAGCUUGUAAAGAUACUUGUUUUGGUGACCUUAGGUUGCAAUUGUGGGAACGGAGGUACGAUGGCAGUAAAGGAAAGCUUAUUUUGGACGUUACGAGCAACAUGGCUGCAGUAGAAGUUGGAGGAGGACCAUGGUUUACCAACUGGAAAGGCAAGACAUCAACACCAGAAUUAGUUAACCGCGCUCUAAAUUUACCGAUUGAUAUGGAGGGGAUAUAUGGUUUGGUUCCGCUAUUCAAACCCCCUGGUCUAUAACGGUGACAUAUAAUGGCCUUAACGCAUAUAAUGCCUUCUAAUCAAUUUAUUUUCUUUGUGAAUUGCUGCACUUGAAAAUUGAGCAACUUAAAAUAAUGGAGUUCUACCUCAGUCAAAAGGUAUGUGAUACAAUAAAAUUAGACCAGUGACAAUCUCAUCUGAUGACGAGCUGUAUUUUUUGUAUACGUGUGUAUCUAGAGCUCAGUUGGACUUGCAUACAGAAUGUAGAGGUGUUCAUGUAUGUAUACGUUUUACGUUUCUA